Messenger RNA from Monomorium pharaonis (pharaoh ant), 9756 nucleotides. RefSeq lists its product as uncharacterized. The transcript has 3 exons. Bases 1842 to 8969 code for a protein of 2375 amino acids. The record is from RefSeq and is a predicted model, not a curated record. Lineage: Eukaryota; Metazoa; Arthropoda; Insecta; Hymenoptera; Formicidae.
AUUAUAAAUUUUACAUGUCCAUAUAUGGAGCAUAUACAUUCAUAUGUCGUUAUUUAUCGCCAUACAUGAUCAAAUUGCACAUUUAACAUGGCACAAAAUGUGAUCAUAUUAGUUCAUAUAUGAUCAGACAUAAUGAUACAUGUAGUUAAAUAUGCCACCGUAUCUGGGAAUAAAUUUUUAUAUUUAAUAGUAUAUGAACAUAUGCAAAUGAAAUAUGAACAAUAUAAUUAGUUUUACAUGUCCACUUAUGCAGCAUAUAUAUUUAUUUGUGAUUAUAUAUCUCUAUAUAUGAUCAAUUGGGAUGAAUACAAAAAAAUGUGAUAAAUUAUAAACAUAUAUACUUCAUACGGCCACAUAUGAGAAUAUAUGAUUAAAUCAUUUUUGUAAAUCCUAUUUAAGUAUGUCUUAUAUAACCAUAUAUGGUCUAAUGUUCUUGUAUAUUAUCAUAUGUGAUCAUGUGGAAGCAUUUAUAUGAUCAAAUAUAAUCAUAUAUGAACAUAUAUACUAGGUCUAUCCAUAACUGGUCCGUGCUUAUGAAUAGAUCCAAAUAUAUAUGUUCAUAUGAUUAUACAUGACCAUUACAAUUUUUUAAACUUUAAAUAUGACAGAUAAUCAUAUAUGAUUAUAUGAGUUUUUGCGGACAAAAUUCAUAUAUGAGCACAUAAUAUUAUUUUUUAUAUGAGCAUAUAAGAGCAUAUAAGAGGUAUUUUUUCCCGAUAGUAAUAAAUUACUACACGCAAUUAUAUGUAAUUAUAUCAAAAUUUGUAUAAAUUAAUAUGAUAAUGUUGGAGGUCAUCAAAUUAUAUAUGACUAGAUUGAAUUAUGUAUGGACAGAUAUUUUUAAUACGAAUAUGUCUGUUUGUGCCUGAUCGUACCUGAUCAAACAUGAACAUAUAUAAUAUUAUCAAAUCAUUUUUUAUCAUGUCUGGCCAAUUUUCAUAUAUGACCAGACGUGACCAAAUAUAUAUGAUCAUUUAUGAAGAGAUAUGAAUAUUUUUUCCCGGGAAGAUAAAAAAAGUUUACAAUAAUCUUAGCAAUACAGCACGUAAGUGUGGUAAAUGUGCUAGUGAUAUAUGUAUUUUAAAUUGUUGUAUUUAAUUAUCUAAGGGUGGUAUAGUAGUGAAGAAUGUUUAUUCUCAAUUUAAAAAAGAAUUAUUUCGAUAAUGAAAGUAGUACCAUAUAGUCGAAUUUUUUAUUAUAUUUACCUUUACUAACUUUAGACCAUAUUACAGCAAAAAAAGGCAACAAAAUGAUUAUUUAAAUAUUUUUCUUUACUUGAACACCUGUGCCACUUGCUGUGCUAGGCCUGAGCAAAGAGACUCCCUUAAGGCGCUUUUUCCCACAAACUCCCUCUGUGUCUAUCUCUGCACACCCGCUCAACUCUAUUCAUAACUUAAUUAGUCAAAGAUAUGAUAAUUAUUUCGGCAUAGAAUCAAAGACACUAACAACAGCUUCGCAUAAACACCGAAUUAAAAGAUAGAGAGAAAGAUAUAUAAGACGCGCCGCAUUAAAAAAGAUUAAAUGACUAAUUAGCAAAUUAAUUACACUUCCCUUUUUUCUUUUUUUUCUCUUUUUUUUUCUCUAGAGGAAACUGUUUCAACAAAUUUGCCUGGCACAAUGAUAACCAUGUAUAACAUUACAACGUUCAUUUUGCCCUUAGUUCAGUAUCACCCGAUCGCGACGGCGAGGACGUAAACGUCAAGUGACGCCUAAUCAAACCGGAGGUCUUCAACUCCCAAUUAUUCGAUUACCUGCGGUUGAAAAAGUUAUCUCCGAUCCGGCACGGGUCUCCGGGGCCUUUUGAGUUAGCCUCUCCGCUGAAGCAGGAAGAGGCAGCAACAAUGGCAUUAUUCGAUUAUCUGCGGUUGAAAAAGUUAUCUCCGGUCCGGCACGGGUCUCCGGGGCCUUUUGAGUUAGCCUCUCCGCUGAAGCAGGAAGAGGCAGCAACAAUGGCAUUAUUCGAUUAUCUGCGGUUGAAAAAGUUAUCUCCGGUCCGGCACGGGUCUCCGGGGCCUUUUGAGUUAGCCCCUCCGCCGAAGCAGGAAGAGGCAGCAACAAUGGCAGAUGUACCUCUACGCCCAGCAGCACUGUCCGCGACCUACACAUCUCGUCCUUCUUCGCGAUCUGCUGGGGACGUCGCACCUGCCCGGACCCCGACGUGGCCAAUACAGAUGGAUAGACAAAUCCAGGCGCCCCCGCGCCAACGACCACGCAUCAUAACGGACGAGAUCUUCCUGGGCACUCCGCCCCGUUUUGUUCUACGUGGCGAUGCCUCCCCUAAAACUACCGAAGCGGCCGCACGAUUUGAACUGUUUCAAAGAGAAAAAUCUUUGCAGUUAUUGCAAAGUAGUCAUCAAAAUUUUGUUCCAUCCUACAAGAAAGAGUUAGAAUGCAAGAAAUAUUUGUUGGAAAACAAAUCAUCAGACACAACCGUAUCGCUUCAAUUGACGAAACAUUAUUCUAACACUGAAAGUAACAUUGAUUCUUCGAAAGAUGACAAUAUUUUUGCAGAGCAGCAUAAGGAAAAAGAAAAAAGUAAGAUCGAUGAACCAGAGAUAAAACAAUUUUCUUCAAUAAAGACCAAACCAGUAGAUAUGCUACCAAAAUCUUCUACAAUUAUUAAUACUUUUUCUGAGUACAAUGUUAACUCAAGCAACGUAAUAAUUCCAGAAUUAAAAACGUAUUCAACAGAAAAAGCUAAUAAUUUCACAGUUGAGAAUCAAAAUGCUCAUUUAGAUUUAGAGUUAGUGGAACAUAACGCUACAUCAUUACGUCACAAAAUUAUAAGAAAAGAUGCUAAUCGGACAAAUAUAAAUUUAGAAUCUAAAAAUCAGUCAACAAAUAAUCUACAUAUUGAAAAAAAUUCCGAAGAAAUAAUUAAAAGAAAGCUAAGUUUCGAAAGUUUACAUGAAAAUACAUUGCCGGCAAAAAUACAGAAGAAGAAUGAAAUUAACACAUUAUUAGAUCAAGUAGUAACAGAUAAUAAUAUUAAAUUAUCUAACUCUAUGGAUCAUGUGAAGCAAAAAAUUUGGAAAAAUGUUACGAAAUGUAUGGUGAAAAAAAAGGAAAAUUACCAAUCAUUUAAGCAAAAAAAAGAACAAAGAAAGAACAGGUAUAAAAAGAAUAAAAAUAUACGAGAAAAAUUUUGCGAAUAUUUUGGGUCCUUGGAUUCUAGCACAAGUGAAAGAGAAGAGGAACAUGAAAUUCUGUUAAAUUAUGUGAAAAAAAAGAAACAAUUUGAUGAUCCAUUGCAUAAUAAUACACCAGAAGAGGAAGAUAUUCAUAAAGGAUAUAAAAAGUUAACAUAUGAUGCCUCAACUAUCUUACCAAAAAAUGUAGAGAAUAUAAAUUCCGAUAAUUCAUAUAAAUCCACAGCCAGCAUUGAAAAAUAUUUUGUUAUGCAUGAUGUAACAACAGAUGAGGAGAUACAAGAUAGAACAUCAACAGACGAACGUAUUACAUUGAUUAAUAAUUUGCAAGAAAACGAUGAUUCCGACAAUUCAUGCGAUUCCACAGUAAGCACCAAAAAAUAUUAUGCUAUGCACAAUGCUACAACCGAUACGGAGAAAGAAGACAGAGCAUUAACAAGCACAGAUUCCACGUUAGUUAAUAAUUUGCAGAAAAAUACAGACAGAUAUAACUCUGAUAAUUCAUGCGAAGAGAAUUCUUCAUCAAUUGACACAGAAAACAAUAGCAAAAUUUAUGUACGCACAAAAAAAAGCAAAGAUAUUACGCCAUUAACGAUUGAAAUGGAUUUAGAUGAAAACAGUAUGAAGGAUAUACAUUUAGACCAAAGCAUAGAGAAGAAAACUACUUAUAUGUCUGUACAAAACCACCAGAAAAUUCAAGAAACAUGCAACAACAAAAGUGUUGAUUUAAACCAAGACACACAAAGAUAUACAACAUCAAAUUUAGAACUGCCGAUCACGUUUGCACAUGAGUUAUUGUGCAAUGUUAACGAGAAAAACAGCUGUGAUGCAAACAAUUUAUUAUUAGCAAAUAAUGAUAAUAUUAGGGAAGAUGGAAAGACAAGUCUCCUUGAUCAAUCCUUAAUAACAUUUAAAAAAAAUUUAUCGGAAAAAAAAAACGAGUCUUCUUUUAUACAAACGAUAAAUUCGCCAACAUCUUCGAACAAAUCAGAUUGUAAUAAUAGUCACUCAUUAGACAAUCAUUCAACAGAUGAUGAUAAUGGUGACUAUAUAGAAAUAAAAAUAAAACAAAAUAAAAAUAGAAAUAAAAAUAAAAAUAAAUUAAAAUCUCGAGUACCGCGGAAGUUUUCACUAAAAGCAACGUGGUCGUGCAUCGAAAACUUAUAUACACUUAAAGAUAAUCCAAACGGCCUUAAUGUACUUUUUGAGAGGAAAACAUCUGAAAAAUCCAAGCAUACGACAAGUAAAAAUCCGGAAAACAAUACAUUAUUAGAUGACAAACAAGAUACGCCUGCUGAAACUGAGAAAAUAAUAUAUAAUUCUGUUUCUACUUUCAUAGAUAAUGCAAGUUGUUCUCAACAACAAAAUUUUCAAGACUCUCCAAUUUUAAACAAAGAUAAAAAUGCGAUAGAAGUUAGUCAAAGGGAAACAGAUAAAUACACGCAAUCUGUCAAAAAAACACCACAAAUAACAACUGAGAACGAUCGUGGAUCAAAUAAACUCGCGUGCGAUAUGUCUCAUUUGGCAAAACAAGUACAAAAGGCUUCCACGGACGACAAACAGAAAACUAACAAAGAACAAAAUCAAGAUGAUAUUUUAAAAGAAGCUACAAGUGUGAUGGAACAUAAGCAACAAGUACAAAAGAUUUCCACAGAUGACAAACGCAAAAUUAAUGAAGAACAAAGUCAAAGUAAUACAAUUUUAGAGGAAACUAGAAGUGUAGUGGAACAUAAUCAGCAAAAAGAAGAUAAACGCACAUCGUUUAUCGAGCAAAAAAAGACACAAACGGUGACAGAAAACAAUCCUGGAUCAAAUAAAACUGCAUACAACAUGCCUGAUUUAAGGGAACAGCCACUACAGACUUUCUCGGAUAUAACUCAUAGCAAAGUUCGACCUACUGCAGAUAUUAAUUGUCAUGCUAAGAAAUUUGUGUCUCUCGAUGCAUCAACGACGUCAAAGUGUGCAUACUGUCAAUCAACAAUCUCUUCUCAAUCAGUAUCUUCUAGAUCAAGAUCUCAAUCAGCACCUGGUCUAUUAAUAUCUCCUCAACUAGCAUUUCAAUCAGCUCGUCCGUUAGUAUUUUCUCAAUUAACACCUGCUCAAUCAACACUUCAUCCGUCAGUACCUCCUCAAUUAGCAUUUCCUCAAUCAGCACCUCGUCGGUUAGUAUCUCCUCAAUUAAUAUCUCAAUCAGCACCUCGUCCAUCAUUACUUUCUCAAUCAACAUCUACUCAAUCAGCACUUAUUCGAUCAAGAUCUCAUCCAUCAACAUCCCGUCAAUCAGCACCGUCAAUAUUUUCUCAAUUAGCAUAUCAAGCUCGUCAUCCAUCAGUACCUCUUCAAACAUAUUCUCAAUUAGCAGCCCAAUCAGUAUCCCAACAGCCGCCAUCAUCUAAUACUGCUGAUAAUCAAAUAUACUCAUCUCGAACAAAUGCACCAAUUACAUCAAUUCAGAUUAAUGCUUCAGAUAUUUACAAAAACCACAGUAAUAUUAUAAUACCGAGUACAAUAAAAAGUAUCUGCACCUACGUUGAAUUUUGCCGCGAAUUUAUUCGAUAUAGGAUUUUAAGAACAUCAUAUACUUAUGUAGAAUUCAUGCAAAGAAUGUCCAUGUACGUGACGCAAAUAAAGCAAGACUUGGAAAAAUUGCAAGCAUUGCUACACAUGAAAGAUAUUCAGAACGUUAUAACUUACGUUAAUAAAUAUAAGACAUUCGAUCAAAUGCUAACGUGGAAAGAAAUUUGCAAUUAUGUUAAUCUUGUGCGAUCUUAUACACUUUACUCCACACAAAUCUCACAGCAGAACGCAAGCCCUAAUGCAACACAUAAUUCGAACAUUAGCGAAUCGGUUCCAAAUACAUCAAUAUCGAAUGUUAACGCGCAACCACUUUUAAGGAAUGUUUCAUUUCCAGAGCCAAGAAUGUCAUAUCAAAACAAAUUUAGACAAUUUUUAACAAUGCCAUACCAAAUACCAACGACUUCAAACAUCAAUCAGCAGCAAUUGUUUGACAAUGCAGAUAAUUAUCCACGGGUGUCAUACUCAAGACAAGUUAAAUCAAAUAUCUGCCGACGACGUAUAUCUCGUGCACGUGGAUCUAGAGCAUACUCACGUAUAUCGAAUACUAAUAAGGAACAAUCUUCAAAAAAUCAAUAUACGCUAUCAACUAAUAUGUUAAAUAUUGAUAUUCAACAGGUUUCCAUGAGUUUAAGUAACGCUUCAUCAGCAAAUACUAACAUGCAUUCAUAUGGACCAGUAAAUCAAGAAAAUAUAAAUAUGCCUCCUAUAAACAAUACGAAAUGUGCAAGACAAUCAUGCACCGUGUCAACAAAAUGUGAUAGUAGUACUGCAACUGCAUCUGUUGCUAACGCGCAACAACAAAGACAAUACUCCCAAUCGUCACAAAUUAAUUUGAAUCAGACUGCGCACAAUAUCACGUCAUCUGGAACUUCCACAGUAAAUUCUGAUGCUUCAAGCACCGACACAAUGAGAAACGUUAAAGAUGGAAGCGCAAAUGUGAAUCAGCAGCAAGCAAACUGCAUCCUGCAAGUCUCUCAAGCAUCUUCGGAAAGAACGCAAUUUUUACCACAAAACAAUUUAAAUUCAAAUAAAGUUGUCAUAUCUAAUCUUAUAGUAAUAUUGCCAACACAUUCUGUUCAGAAUGCUUUGUCAAAUCGAAACAUGCAGCAGAUACCACAGCUAGUAAAUGAAGCAAAUACAAAUAUGUCUCUCGCAAUCACGGAAGGAUCAAAUGUUGCAUCAAAAAAUAUAAUUAGCAAUACUGAAAUCGCCACACGCCACCAAUUACAAUCACAAGAUACAUCUACAUGUGCAAUUGCUCUAUUGAUUAACAAUACAUCGCAGAAUGUGGGACAAAACAUGCCGAAUAAAGAAACAAAGAUUCUUGAAUCGCAAAAUAAAAAUCACAUGCAAAAGGAGGUACCGUUUAUAAAUCCGCAACAAAACUCGACCGCACAUAAUAUAUUGCAAAAUAUAUCUAACACUGCUUUAAAAACGUCCACUUCGCAGAGCUCGAAUAUAUCUCAAAAUAUGAUCUCUACAAUGCCUUUACAAACGUGUAAUAAAGCGUUUAUUUUACCACAGAUUACAGAAACAAACCAAGUUAUUUAUCAUUUUAAUCUGUCGAAUUUUACAGACAUUCAAAAAAUUAUAUUACACGAUCAAAUACAAUUGUAUUUUCAGAUAUCAAAUGAAAUGGAACGUUUCUUUAACGAACAGGAAUAUAAACGUAUUCACCAUGAGAAAACAGCAUUGUUUAAUUUGUACCAAGAUUUACAUAAUUAUACUGAAAAAUACGUUAAGGAUAAUUCACAAAAUAAAUCACAAAGCCAGUCGUUAUUGCAAGAAAACACGAUACGAACACCGGUAGAUAAAUCAACGAAAACUCAGUCUGAUCAAGAUAAUAAAAAUAGUUUAGUACAUAAUAGUGAUUUAGAAAAGCAAUCUAUUGAUUCGGAUAUUUCCAAAAAUUCAAAACUUACGGCGCCAAAGAAUAAUUUAAAAGCACAAAAUGAAGAUUUCGCAAUAACCGAGAAAUCACUUCCAAAAAACACUUUAAUAAAAAAAUACAAAUAUACAGAAGUAACGCAAACUACACGCGAGGAGACUGGCAAAACAAUAUCAAAGUUUUUUUUAAUACAUCAAGAAGAUCAUACGAACGAAUGGAGUGAUAAUUCCAGCGAUGGAACAUCUGAAAGCUCCUUGAAAUUGUAUAUCGACGAAAAUCCGGAACAAUCACAAAGGCAGGAACAGUGCGAUAAGAUCUCGUCUUCUGAAGGAGAAAACUCAAAUGCGUCACAAGCUUCAGCAUCGCGAUUACUUAAUGCAAAAUACAAAUCAACAAAAAUAACACAAAUACAUACGGCAGACGAGGAGCACAUCGAAACAAUGUCAGAACAUUGUUUAAAUGCACAGCAAGAAGAUUCUACAAACAAAUGCAAUUCUUCCGAUGGAAUGUUUGAAAGCUCCUCGAAAUUGUGUAGCGACAAAAAAUCGGAGAAAUCGCAAAAGAACGAACACGAAAAUGCACAACAAGAAGAGUUUGCAAAUGAUCGAGAUAAUGAUUCUACCGACAAAACAUCUGAAAGUCCUGAGAAAGUGCAUGUUGAUGAAAGUAUAAAAAAUACAGAAGUAAUAUUAUCUUCUUCAAAAAAUAUUUCUGAUGCAAAUUUUACGGAUAUAAGUCAAGAAUUUCUAACUGAAGCACAAGAUGCCGAAAUUACAGAAGAAGAAAAUAGUAGACAAUCGCUAGUAAAUAUGGAAGAAAUGUACCUUCCGGAAAUGUCAUUGAAAUUUGAAGUUUCGGAAGAGGCAUCGAAUACAGAAGAGAGCAUAACGCAAUUGCUGUAUCUUCUCGAAAAUAGUGAUGAUAUAAAAGAGCUUCUUGAGGACAUAGAAAAGGAGAAACUGAUAAUAGACACUCACAAUAACAUUAAUGCGACCAAUGACCACAGGAAAGAGGAAGAGAAGGUUUCCAUAGAAAACAAUGACAACUCUGAAGUCACUGAAAUAAUCUUGCCAAGAAUUUUGAAUGUUAGAAGCAUAUCGCCAUCAUUAUUCGAAAAGUUAGAUAAUAUAAAUACAUUUUCUCAAAACGAAUUGGAAAUGUUAAGUAAAAAUGACAGAAGAUCGUUAAAUAUAAAUAACGAUCUAGAAAUUUCAGACGAGUAUGACAAGCCAUGUUUACGUUGUAAACGUAAAAGUAUGGUAUGUUGUCAAGAUUGCUUGAAAGCUUAUUAUUGCUCAAGACGUUGCUCAUCUUUGCAUUGGAAUGCGGAACAUCACAAAAAUUGCAAAGGUUGAUCAUUUGUAUCGAUUUAGUUUAAAAAUACAUAUUAUUUAACAAAUUAUGUAAGAAUACUAUUAUAUGUUAUCUGUGUCAUUACUUGGUAGCAUCUUAAAAUUUUCAUCAGAGUUUUACUAGUACUUCAAACUUCUCAGAACUAAAGUAUUCCACACAAAAAAUAUUCUACUUAUAAGCGGGGAAUUCCCCUUAACAGAUUUUCCAAGCAAAACAUCUUAUAAGAAACAUAUUCCUCUUUAAAAUAUCUGCAUAUGGACAAGGGAAAACAUAAACUAUGAUAAAAAGAAAAUUCCUUCACAAAAAAUUCAUUUAUAACGAUCUGAAAACCUCUUGAAAUAAGAGGAUGCAGAUCACGAGGCGUGCAGAUUGCGUCAUUUGUUAAUGCGCACACAUGCAAGAUAACCAACAGGCCAAACAACUCGUUGCUCUGUGUGGACGACGCGACAGUUAUCGAGUUUCUAAUAUAUAGUGUGAAGGAAGAACAUGAACAAAGUGCAAAAUUUUUAAAAGAAGUACAUUUAGGGGAUGAAGAACAACAGAAUAGUGAAGGCAGCCAUGAUCCAAAAACCGACCACCAUAACAGCCAGAGGAAACCACCAAAAAAAUAGUACAAGAGUUGGACAAGCUCACAAGAUAACACUUAACAAAAGCAGAAGAUAUAACAUGUCUCUAAACUAAGAAGAAGAAAAAUUUGGAGGAAUAUUGGCCGGCAUUUCAAAAUUGAAACAUAUCAGGUUCAGAAAAUAGUGACUCUGAAGCAGAUAUGUAGACAGAACAAAACGAAAA